Messenger RNA from Pseudocercospora fijiensis CIRAD86, 762 nucleotides. RefSeq lists its product as uncharacterized. Bases 124 to 312 code for a protein of 62 amino acids. Lineage: Eukaryota; Fungi; Ascomycota; Dothideomycetes; Mycosphaerellales; Mycosphaerellaceae. The record is from RefSeq and is a predicted model, not a curated record. The transcript has a single exon.
GAAGAAGCGUCACACCUCGCAUCGCGGCUUCCACGACGGCGAUGGUCAAACAAUGGGCCUACCUCGAGGGAGCAAGCCAGAGAGGAUGGAGUGCAUCUUCAGCGCCUGAGCAGCAGUGCUGAGAUGUCGUUGACAUGGGCAGCCGCAGGUUCUCGCGCGCUCUCGACAGGUGUUUCCAUGGCCCUAUAUCCCAUGCCAUGCCAUGCCAUGCCAUCCCAUGCGGAUUCCAGCCGAUCAGUCGACAAAGCAAUGCAAUUCAUCGAGCAGGUUCAGAUGUCUUCGAGAUGUAGAACGGCCCGCAUGAUUCCCUGACCGUGCAUCCGGUAUGCCUUCUGAGUUCUGCAUCUUCUCCCGUCCCUCUUCCAUUCCAUGCUGCACAUAUGUCGCCGCACUUAGCCCUACUGUAGGGAAUCUACGAUGGUCUUCCUGGAAACACCAGUGCGACUGGUCAGCAAGAAAAUGCAAGCGAUAUUGGCUCGCGGUCCUUGUUGGCGCAAGUCUACGGCAAACCGGCGCCUCGUGACAUGUCUUCGCUUCCUCUUUUGCAUACACGGCCCAUCUUUAUGCCCUCGAUUAGAUGCCCAGAGCCUACCACCUAGGCUGGUAUGGUAUUGCUCGCGCUACAUUUGUGUCAUGCUGCCAGCUCCACGUCGCGAACAGGCCACGCCGUUCCCUUCCAUAUCCUUUUGUACCACCUGGCGACUUGUCCGGUGCAGCCAAAGCAGACUCACGGAAGUCAAGGUCAGAUCUAAACGGGUGGCA